Messenger RNA from Bactrocera neohumeralis, 3059 nucleotides. Its product is annotated as ubiquitin carboxyl-terminal hydrolase MINDY-3 homolog. The record is from RefSeq and is a predicted model, not a curated record. Lineage: Eukaryota; Metazoa; Arthropoda; Insecta; Diptera; Tephritidae. The coding region runs from base 256 to 1707 and encodes 483 amino acids. The transcript has 8 exons. Gene Ontology annotation, molecular function: K48-linked deubiquitinase activity; cysteine-type deubiquitinase activity; calcium ion binding. Gene Ontology annotation, biological process: protein K48-linked deubiquitination.
CCAAUGUCGUUGUUUCUAAUGCUAAAAUGUCUAAUAUUUAUAGCAUAUGUGAAAAGUGUUGACAUUGAAAACGAAAUAUAAUGAAAUAAAUAGCAGUAAUGUUUAUAUUUUUGGUUUUUGAAGUAGAAAGAAAUAGAAUUACCUCCACAUUCCAAUUACCUUGAGGCUACUUAACCUCAAUUUGUGUGGAAGCGCAGCUCCAACAACACAGCUCAUACAUAAGACAAUGCACUAUUAGUGACAUUAAUUUCUAAUAUGGGCAGCCAAACAAAACAAAUUGCAUGCAGCUUAGUUAGUAAGGAGCGAUCCGGACUAACACAAGCCGAAUUAUCGGAAAAUGCCGCAAGAGAAUUACAAGAGAUUCGCAAAUUACUGUGGGGUCCCAACAUACGUGUGGAUGUGUUUCGACGUUGGUCCCAAGGCUUCGAAUUUAGUGAUACAGAACCAUCAGCUUUGGUGCAGAAAGAGGGUGGACCAUGUGCUGUGAUAGCGCCCGUACAGGCAAACCUGUUAAAAAUACUUAUUAUGGAUACGCCAGGUCACUUUCUCAAAGACCUCACGCAAGAUAAGUGUCGACACCUGUUAAUACAAGCGUUAUGCGCCAUUCUGAGUAAGUGCUGUGCCAAACGCUUUCGAAUUGUUUCGCUGCCGAUGGAGCAAUGCGCGGAAGCCAAAGAAGUCGUGAACGCCGCAAGUGACAUUCCAGAUGUAAAGCUGAGUACAGAAACUUUGGAAGAGGCUACGACAGAACCGGUCGAUGCUGGUGCGGCAACUACCGUGCGUGUAGCCGAUGCACGUGAGGUCUCUUCAGAUGCAUAUCAUGAGGGUCUACAAGUACUAAACUUUGACACGAUUGAAGAAGUGGAGAAAUAUUAUACGGAACACUGGCAAGUGCUCUCUGGCCAAUAUGGCGUUAUGCUCUUCCUUUAUUCAGUGCUGCUCACGAAGAACAUUGAUAAUGUUAUUUCGGAAUUGUCCGAUACCUCUGAGCCGCUGAUACACAAUACAUAUGGCUAUGGGUCGCAAGCGCUCAUCAAUCUAAUGUUAACAGGACGCGCUGUAGCGCAUGUAUGGGAUAAUGAUCAGGAUGUUGGUGGCUUAAAGUUGCGCGGCAUUAAUGAGCAAAGCGAUAUUGGUUUUAUCACAUUAAUGGAGCAAAUGCGUUAUUGCACCGUCGGUUCAUUCUAUAAGAAUCCCAAAAACCCUGUUUGGGUGAUGGGUUCAGAGACGCAUUUAACUGUGCUGUUUAGUACUGAAAAGAGGCUGGUGUCACCCGAAACACCUUCAGAGCUGGCAAGACGCGUUUUCAAAUCGUAUGAUCCUGAAGGUAAUAAUUUUAUACCGGCCGAUGUGCUACAAGAUGUUUUGGCCGCAUUGGAUUUGGUCAACGAGCCUGAGUAUGUGGAAAUCAUGCAAAAACGUCUCGAUCCGGAGGGCUUACACAUUAUUCUCUUAAAUGCAUUUAUGGACGAGUUCUUCCCACAGGAGCAGCGAUCAACACCUGAUACAUUUGAUUUAAUGCACUACAAUGGCAUACCCGGUUCAAAUGAAGGCAACAAAGUACGUUAUUGUAAAGGUUCUGCCAUAUUGCUUGAAAGCGACUUAAAAUCGGUAUGCAUCUCCAAUCCAAUGCUAACAUGUUUGCAGACAAAGUGGCCAAAUAUUGAAAUUAAUUGGCAUGACAUGCGGAUACCAUCGUUGAAUUGACGACACAUUGCUAUAAGCCAAUACCCUAUGCAAUAAUGCAUAAUGCACACAAAUCGAAUCGCUAAUUUAAAGCAAUUUUGUUUAUUUUUGCCGCAUACAAGAUGACUUCAUACAAAGUCAAAUGAAAGCGGCGAGCUGUUAUAAUACUAAAUAUGAAAUAUGGAUAUGUUUUUGCAAAGCACAGAAUACAAAAAAGGAUUAUAAUUUCAGUUAAAACUUACUAGAACUAAUUUCUUAACAUUUUUUGCAUUUUUCUUGUCAUAUUCAAAACUUCUUUAUUCCUAAUUUCUAAUAACUACUUAAAAAACAAACAGAAAUAAGAAAUAGUUGCAAGAAAAAACGUGAGAAAUAUAUUAUUGUUCAAAAAAUAUGUAAUUGCAAUAGAUUAGCGACAAUUUACGAACCUAUUUAGAGUUCCCACAGGAAAUUAAUUAAAAAUGAUAAAGAAAAAAGCAGCGUAAAAGCAAAUAUAUCUCUUCAUAAACAAACAAUACAAAAAGUAAUAAAAAUGUUAAUGAAAGUAAAAUUAAUAGUUAAUGUAAUUAACACAAGUUUUAUUAAAUUAACUUCUAAACAACUAACUGUAGUUUAUUAAAGUAACUUAAAUGGCAAACACACAACAAAAGCAACAGCUUGUAAUCACGCAUUUCAGCGUUUCACAUUGAAAUAAACAUACAAAUUACACAAUCACAAGUAAAGCGAAGGCAAACUUAGCUGGCAAUGUAGAAAAUUAAAAUUCAAAAAACAAAAAAAACUAACAGCGAAAUUAAGACAAACCAAUAACAAUAACACGGUUCAAAGAUGCAUAUACAUUUUUGUGAGUAACGAAGUAUUUGAAAGUGCAAAAUUAGGUGGAUUCGGAAUGCCAUAUUUUGAAUAUAUCGUAAAAUGAUCAAAUCUUUAUUUAUAGUAUUAUUUGUAUAAAUUCAUAACAGCUAUUUAUGUUCCUUGAAUGUGACUUCCUUACUUGUUUUUAUUAUUUAUUUCGUUAAAAUUUUAUACAAUAAAAUAUUAGCUUUUCACGUAAAUAAAUUCCUUUCAUGGCCUUUAAAUGCAAUUAAAUGCAUUUGUAAUUAUAAAGCAAACGAAAAAAGAACUUGAGUAUAACAUUCAAUAAUAUUUAAACCUAAAGUAAAGAAUUUAAUAAUGAUUAUUAUAAUAUAUUUCGAAUUCUAUGGUAUUCAAGACGUAUGAAAUAGACGAACAUUGUACGGCAUAAAGGGUUUGCACAGAAAACAAUUAUCAAAGUAAUGAAAAAAAAUUAAAACAAGCAUGUUGUGCAUAUUAUCUAAGUCUUAAUUAAAUACAUGAAAAUUAAUAUAGAAAAACAAUAAAAACACACGUACACAUUU